UUAGCUGGGAUCAGUCCAACGCAAACCGUGCCAUCGAGUGGAAGUGGAUUACCAACAGAGUGAAGAGUGUAUUGAAAUCACAGAAAACCCUUUUCCGGUCCGAAUAGAAUCGAUUGUAAGCAUAUCACGUAUACGCCCGGUAAAACAGCCGAAUAUCCCAUAAUGUCGCCGAGGAAGAGCUUGCUGGGCUGCCUGCUGGUCAGCACAAUCCUGGUGCUGCACCAGGUUCUGGCCGAUGUGGAGACGAACGAAGUGGAUACCAGCGGCGAUGUGUACAUGCUGCAGGGCGUGCGUGUGUAUCCCAACGAUCGACAGUGUGUUCUGGUUGGAGGUCUAUGUGUCGAAACGAAGGACUGCCUUGAACCCACCUCGAACAGGGGACUGUGCCCCUCGAGUGCCGGACAGGAAGUGGAGUGCUGCUACGAACUGCCGGUUAGACCAGCGCCCUGUGCGGAACACUUGGGACAGUGCAUGGACCGAUGCCACCAGAGGCUCCUGCGACCCGGUAACGAUUGCAAGAAUGGCCAAGUCUGCUGUGUCCUGAUUUAGUUAUACUUAACCACACCAAAAACACAUACCCGUGCAGAGAAAGGGCAUUUCCAAGUCGGUCAGCACUGAGAUUUUCAUUGCAAAGUACCAAAACAGCCUGACAAAUGGAUAUACUGUCAUAGGUUUAUUAAGUUUUCAACGAAUUUCUUACAAAUGCUGUUAGUUUCUUAUCCAUUUCUUUUUAACUUAUUUUUAUUUAUUUAACAUUUAAAAUGAACAACGAAAUUUCUUACAAUGUUUAUCUUAUAAGGAAAAAAUAAUAAUAUUUAAAAUUAACUUCAAACUAAUUUGCAUAAAAUUAAACCCAGUUGGUUUAAAACAGCUUGAAACUGAUUUGAUUGUGUUAUUUCUCUGCAUACACCCACACACCGUACAUAAACAUGUAUUUAUUUAACUAUAUGUAUAUUAAUUAUAUUGUACGAAUACUUUUGUAUGACAUCUUAAGAACCCCACAUCUCUCGACAAAGUGAAAUAUUUGACUGCUUCCAAUAAAUGCAUUGUAAAUA
Drosophila suzukii is the source of this 1055-nucleotide messenger RNA. RefSeq lists its product as uncharacterized. The record is from RefSeq and is a predicted model, not a curated record. NCBI's taxonomy places the organism in Eukaryota, Metazoa, Arthropoda, Insecta, Diptera, Drosophilidae.